Messenger RNA from Erigeron canadensis, 1026 nucleotides. Its product is annotated as senescence-specific cysteine protease SAG39-like. Lineage: Eukaryota; Viridiplantae; Streptophyta; Magnoliopsida; Asterales; Asteraceae. The transcript has 2 exons. The record is from RefSeq and is a predicted model, not a curated record. Bases 1 to 1026 code for a protein of 341 amino acids. Gene Ontology annotation, molecular function: cysteine-type endopeptidase activity. Gene Ontology annotation, cellular component: lysosome.
AUGUCAUUCACAAACAGAUCUUCUGUGGCGUUUUUAGUUUUACUCUUCCUUUCUGCUAGUUUCAUAACACAUACUACAUCCCGGUUGCUCCCUGAAACUUCAAGCUACGAGACCCACGAGCAAUGGAUGACACGUUAUGGGCGUGUAUACAAGGGUUCUGAAGAGAAAGAGCAACGUGCAAAGAUUUAUCAAGAGAACGUUCAAUACAUAGAGUCUUUCAACAAUGCCAUGAACAAAGGUUACAAAUUAGCAAUCAAUGAAUUUGCAGAUCUUACAAAUGAAGAGUUCAGAACCACGAGAAACCGAUUCAUGGCCCAUGAAUGCUCCCCGUCUUCCUCUUCUUUCAGGUAUGAAAAUGUAACUGCAGUUCCAUCGUCAAUGGAUUGGAGAAAGAAAGGUGCAGUAACACCGGUUAAAGACCAAGGCCAAUGUGGAUGUUGCUGGGCUUUUUCAGCGGUAGCAGCUAUGGAAGGAAUAACCCAACUAAAAACAGGCAAAUUGAUCUCUCUAUCGGAACAAGAGCUUGUGGACUGCGACACUAGUGGUGUAGAUCAAGGAUGUGAGGGCGGCCUUAUGGACAACGCCUUUGAUUUCAUAGUUAACAAUAAAGGUCUCACUUCAGAAAGCAACUAUCCAUACCAAGGAGUUGAUGGCACCUGCAACAGCAACGAGGCAUCUAACAACGCUGCAACAAUUACAGGUCAUGAAGAUGUUCCUACUAAUAGUGAAAGUGCAUUACUAAAAGCUGUAGCUAGUCAGCCCGUAUCUGUUGCCAUUGAUGCCAGUGGAUCCGCCUUCCAGUUCUACUCUAGCGGUGUGUUUACAGGAGAGUGUGGCACGGAACUUGACCAUGGUGUUACUGCAGUCGGUUAUGGAACGAGCGAUGAUGGGACCAAGUAUUGGUUGGUGAAAAACUCAUGGGGAACAAGUUGGGGUCAAGAGGGUUACAUAAUGAUGCAGAGAGAUGUUGAAGCCAAAGAAGGCAUUUGUGGCAUUGCCAUGCAGGCUUCGUAUCCUACUGCAUAA